This is a messenger RNA of Cydia pomonella (codling moth), 3215 nucleotides long. Its product is annotated as lipase member H-B-like. Lineage: Eukaryota; Metazoa; Arthropoda; Insecta; Lepidoptera; Tortricidae. Gene Ontology annotation, molecular function: lipase activity. The coding region runs from base 966 to 1946 and encodes 326 amino acids. The record is from RefSeq and is a predicted model, not a curated record. The transcript has 8 exons.
GUAAAUACUUAUCAAGGUUAAAGGUAUGUAUGGCAUGUUCCUACGUAGGACGUUUGUCACACUAGCCAGCGGGGUGAUUACUGGGUGCCUACCGCGGACACCGGAAUUCGCAAAUUGCGGGGAUCUUUCUCUUUUACUCUCACUAAGACGUAAUUAGAGUGACAGAAAAAUGCCCGCAAUUGACGAACUUCGAUUUUGAGUUAUAUAGCCCUGAGCGUCCUCAUGACGUGUGCGCGGUUACGCAGUGUGUGCAUCUUCGAUGUGACAAAUUGGUCGCAUGGGUGAGUCGAUUGCAUUUAUUUUAUUUUAAAAAAAAUUGUGGAAUUCGCCCCUACGAAGAAAUAGGUAUUUUGUAUUUUUAAUACAAGUAUUUCAAAUAAGUCGCAUCUCUGGUACAGGUAAACAAUACAAUACAAAUAUUAUUUAUUGCUCACCAGUAGGAAAAAGAACAUGAUAUACAAAUUAAGCACACAGCUUAAAUUAUGGUAGACAACAGGCAGUCUUAUCGCUAAAGAGCGAUCUCGACCAGACAACUGUGAAUUACAUUAACGGCGUUCAUCACAUACCUGGCGGGGCUGGUGGGUGUGGUGUCGUGUCACGGCGAACUCGCUGUGAACACGCUCAUGUGAUCGCAUCGCUCGUUAUGUGAUAGAGCCCUUACGUAUACUUACUUACCUAUUCACACGUUUGAGGCUCCCACACUAUUUAAAACAAGAAACAUCGCUACUUAGUGUAACAAUUGAACAAUUGAAACUAAACCAAUAAUUAUAUUAUAUAUAUAUAUAAAACUGAAUAAAAAUAUUUUUCACCUUGAUUCACGCCGAGCGAGACAAUGAUACAUACUUGAUCAAAAAUCAAAAUAAUGAUUUCUGUGAAAUCAGUGUGUCAAGGUGCUGAUACCGAGCCCGGUAUAAAUGAGUACAAGGAAAAUAUCAUAUGUAUCGCAAUAAUCCGGCAGUCUCGAAAUGAUCGCCGCCGCGUUUGUGUGUGUGCUGGUGUUGGGAGCGGGUGCUGGCGCCAGUGUGGACGUUAAAGAAGAAGAUCUCAUCCCGAAACUUAGAUUUUAUUACAGCGACUUGGAAAACUACUUGGAGCUGCCGCUGGAGACGGCGGAACGCAUUCUAUCGACACCAUGGCAUAAUACUUCGCGCAUCAAUGUCAUCUUCGUUCACGGCUUCACGGGUAAGCCAACUGGUCCGGCGGUGACGGCGCUAAUGAGCACGUUCCUGGAGCGCGAAGACAGCAACGUAGCUCUACUGAACUGGCAGGGGCUGGCAGCCGCCGUGGUGUCGAACUUUACCGAGUCUUAUCUUAAAUGGGCUGCGCCUAAUGCUCGGAAGUUGGGCCGACGUCUUGCGGACACGCUGGCGCGGCUGUCCGUAGCGGGUCUGCAGCUGGAGCGCACGCAGCUGGUGGGGCACUCGUUGGGCGCACACGUGCUGGGCCUGGCCGGCAACGCGCUACGCCAGGAGGGAAUGCUAUUGCCCUGGAUAACAGCCUUGGACCCUGCAGGCGUGGGGUUCAAGGGCAAACCUAAAGCGGGGCGGCUUCACGCCGGCUCAGCAGCAGUGGUUGUUGCGGUGCACUCCGACCCUCACAAGUAUGGAUACCGGCGUGCCUUGGGAACGGUGGACUUCUGGCCGAACUACCACCCCAGGACUGUGCGCCAGCCCGGCUGCCCGGUGAAGACGGGACAGAGAUUCUCACCUGAAGACUUAUGCAGCCACAACCGCAGCUGGCAGUUAUUUGCAGAGGCCGUGGCGCGGCCCGGCACACUCAUCGGCAGUCGUGCGACAAACUAUAGAGAGUGGAACUAUUAUUCCACAAACCAGAGGAACGCGUCUACGCUAGAUUUGGACGCCUACGGAAAGAAAAUCGUUCCGGGGAACUACUACUUCAUCACGUUGGGCGAGCCGCCGUUCGGCAUGGGCGAGGCCGGAUUCUAAUAAGAUCAUCAUUAUGGACGAUUCAAACGGCUCGAGUCCGACUGCGUCUAACGAGAGUCAAAGAUAUUUAAUAAUUUGACCUUCCUACACAAUUACUAUCGUCGGCACAGUUCCCUGCCAAUUCUUAUAAGAAAGAAUCUAUCGCAACGUGCAAAGAGGCGACGCAUACAACCCGUUACGUUCAGAUUUGAAUUCAGUUGUGCGUUGUGUCUGGUGUCUCUAGAGUUGGGCGUAGGUAAAGCGGCAGAAUUCCGCGCUAAACGAGCACUGACAAGUUUCGUAAAUUGUACGCAGAUUUUCACGCAUUUGAGAGACUGACAACGAAAGCGGCAAGCAAAACUGCAAAGUACUUAUAAAAAAAAAUUAAAAAAUAGUAAAGAUACGAUGGGCCUCCUUUGGUGCAUGUACAUUUAUGUACGCGUACUCUAUGUUGUUUAUAUUAUAAUCGCAACCUACAGAAAGACGCGAAAAAUAAAACUAGCAACCGAUUAUAAACUGAAAUAGAUGUCAUAUAGGAAAAGCGACCAAGCCAAGCCAAGUGAAUCGAACCAAAAGCACCUAGCCUAAGCCUUCCCAGAUUGCAUAUAGUUCGUGAUGUCAUCCACGACGACGCGCAGAUUUGUCAAAUCUAACCUUUAAUAACAUGACAAUUCGAGUCAAGGCACGCGUCUUCAUGAAUGACACGAUCUAAGUAUAUACUCGAGGUGAUCGGGUGGCCUUGAGACGUUAGGAAUGUAUAAAGCUGCAAUGAAGACGCCUGCCUCGGCCACUGUAGGGCUGGGUCACUUUUUUAGAGUUCCGCACCCAAAGGGUAAAACGGGACCCUAUUACUAAGACUCCGCUGUCCGUCCGUCCGUCCGUCCGUCUGUCACCAGGUUGUAUCUCAUAAACCGUGAUAGCUAGACAGUUUAAAUUUUCACAGAUGAUGUAUUUCUGUUGCCGCUAUAACAACAAAUAAGUACUAUGAAGUACGGAACCCUCGGUGGGCGAACCCGACUCGCACUUGUCCAGUUUCUUUAUUAUAUGACAUCUAUUAUACAAUUAGUUAUUUUGUAUCAGUAGUAUGACUACCUACUUAUAAAUUAAAAUCAAUAAAAAUAAUUUGAUUUGUUCGGUAGUUGUACCUACCGAUGCUCUGUGAACAAAAUUAAAUAGAGUAAAAAUACUUUUUAAUUAUUAAAGAUACCAAGUAAAGCAUGGUUCAUAUAGAAUUGGUAAGCACUAGAAGAUUGUUAUUUUUUUAAGUAAAUAAAAUAAGAAAGUUAUGAA